Molecule: messenger RNA, 1738 nt
Organism: Syngnathoides biaculeatus (alligator pipefish)
Lineage: Eukaryota; Metazoa; Chordata; Actinopteri; Syngnathiformes; Syngnathidae
Product: angiopoietin-related protein 3-like
Exons: 7
Coding region: 1-1401 (466 amino acids)
Biological process (GO): phospholipid catabolic process; phospholipid homeostasis; triglyceride homeostasis
Source: RefSeq, a predicted model, not a curated record
AUGAGAACAAUUCUGAUCUGCUUCCUUGUCCUGGCUGCCGCUCGUCUUCCUGUCCUGCGGGGCAAAGAGGAGCAACCCACCCCCGGGGCCGAGGCGCCGGCCGAAUCCCGCUCGCCCUUUGCCGCUCUGGACGACGUGCGGCUCCUGGCCAACGGCCUCCUGCAGCUGGGCCAGAGCCUGCGCGAGUUUGUGCACAAGACCAAGGGGCAGAUCAACGACAUCUUCCAAAAGCUCAACAUCUUUGACCGUUCGUUCUACCGACUCUCCGUGCUGGCCGGUGAAAUCAAGGAGGAGGAAGAGGAGCUGAAGAAGACGGCGGUGGUUCUGAAGGCCAACAAUGAAGAGAUCAAAGGCUUCUCUGUCCGGAUCAGCUCCAAGGUGGACGCCAUCAUGCUGGAGAAGCGUUCUCUGCAGAGCAAAGUGGAAGGCCUGGAGGAGAAGCUGAGAGGUUUGUCCCAGGGACCGUUGACUGCCGACCAAGCGGGAGAGAUCGACGGCCUCAGGGGAGUGAUCAACAACCAGGAGAAAAGCAUCACGGCGCUCUUGGAGGCUGUGAGGGAGCAAAGUGAGCAACUCAACUACCAGAGGAUGAAGAUCAAGAGUCUGGAGCAAAAGUUUACAGCUGGUAGCUUUGGCCAGGACACAAUCGAAAGGACGCCCGAAUCCUUCAGCAGCGAUCCGCCGACCCUCAGCCCUUAUCUCCCCCCCGCCGACGGCACGAAAACCGCAGCCGCGGGUCUCCCGUCGGACUGCGGCGACGCGUUCGACAGAGGUGAGAAAGUCAGCGGCGUGUUCGCCAUCAGGCCUCCUGGAUCCGAGCCCUUCAUGGCCUUUUGUGACAUGACUGCAGAUCACGGGGCAACAGUCAUCCAGCGCAGGAAGGACGGUUCCGUCGACUUCCAUCAAAGUUGGGAAAAAUACGAAAAUGGAUUUGGAGAUUUUCACGGCGAGUUCUGGCUGGGCCUCAGUAAGAUCCGCUCGCUGGCGGCGGGGGGCAAUUCCGUCCUCCGCAUCCUCCUGGAAGACUGGAAACACAACAAACGCUUCGUGGAAUACGAUUUCCAGCUGGACGGCCCGGAGAGCGACUACAGCCUUCGCCUGAAGCUGCUGUCGGGAGACGCGACGGACCUCCUGAGGAACCACACGGGCACCAAGUUCUCGGCCAAGGGCGGGUACGACGACCGGAGCCGAGACCCCGGCUGCGCCCACGGCUACGCGGGUGGUUGGUGGUUCAAUAGCUGCGGGGACAGCAACUUGAACGGGAGGUACUUCCCUACCAGACACAAGCGCCGUUGGGACCGUCGGCGAGGGAUCCACUUCAAGAUGGCUCCGGAAGCUUCGUAUUUGCUCAGGUUCACGCAGAUGUCCGUUCACGCCUUCAACGCGUCCUCGUUGCCGUAGACGUGCGACCUUCCCGCGGGAAAACUUCCUCGUGGAGGAAAGGACAGCUUCUUUUUUUUUUUUUUUUUUUUUUGCGGGCAGCCGCCGUUUGCAAAAGGCUUUUUCGGGAAUUAAUUAAUUGAUUUAUUUAUUCCAAAUCUUUCUCGUGUAAUUCGAUCUGUAUUGUUUUUUUCUUCAAAUUGUUUGUCCUGUUUGUUGUGCACGAAUACCGACAAGAUGAAGUCUGUCCGCUUAUCGGAGCCGAGGAGAAAUUUCGAGGUUCUGGUGGCCACGUUGUAUUUUUAACGCAACCUAAAAAAAAAAAAAGGAGAAAAUGUUUUGAAAUAAAUUUCAAUAA